UAUAGUCUGUGACACCAGUGUGGCUGAUGAUCGACUUUUAUUUUAUUGUGUGCCAAUUUUGUUUUUGUUAAUUGUUUACUAUUACUAUCGAAACGUGUUGAAAACAGUGACAAUACUUGUUAAGCAGUCGCCAUGAAAUCUAAACGACGCCAUCAUGAUUCGUCAGAAGAAUCUGAAGAAUCAGAUGUAAGUGAGAAGUCAAGCAGUUCCUCUGAUAGCGAAAGCGAUGUUUCCUCAGUAUCUGAUCACCGGCAUAAAAAGAAAAAGAAGAGGGCAGAUUCUUCGGAGUCUGAAAGUGAUUCUGGCGAUCAGAAAAGAGUUAAGAAACGGAAACAUAAGAAAAAAAAGCGAAAGCAUGGUAAAAAGAAGCGUCGCUCCGAAUCUGAACAUAAUGACUCCGAUGACAACAUAUCAAUUAGUGAGGGUGAAAUAUCCGUAAAGAAGAAAAGGAAGCAUAAGCAUAAGCAUUCAAAACGAGCCCACGGAUCAUCUGAGGAGGAAGAGCAUGUCAGUGUUGAACGCCGCUUACACAGUGUUGUCAAGGAAUGUCGUGCUGAUUCUGAAGAACAGCGUCCAUGUAGAACAUACUACCAGAAAGAAUACUCACAAUCUGGUGGCAAUGACUAUGACAGGGAAAAUGAAGUUGAGAGGUUUUAUCGAGGCUCUAGUAAAGAUCGUAGACAACAUUACCAAGAUAACUACUAUCCUGAGCAAGAGCGUGGUGAAAGAUAUCCACCACAACAGGAAAGGUUUGAUAGGAAUAGAGAUAAAUAUGGUCAGAGUAGUCAGUACAAUGAGUAUAAUCAAAGAGCAAGGGAAUAUGAUCAGUACAAAAGGCAUCCACGCUAUGAUGAUCCUAGGCCUGAUGAUGGAUACCAAAAACGAAGAAAUGAACCUUAUUUAAGGGACGACCCAAGAGGUAACAAUAAGUUUAAGCAGUAUGGAGAGAGAGGUCCUAUUAGAAAGGAAUUUCCGGAUGAAAGGGAGUAUCAUCAAAGGCGAGGUCCUCCAGAACCAGUGGCAUUCCGCGAAAGGGAAUACCCAGAGAAGCGUGAGAGAUUCCAAGAAGAAACCCGUUCAUCAGACAGGAGCAGAGACGUCCGUCGCGAAAGGUUGGGACGGCCCGAUAAACCCAUAGCACCGGAAAGGGAAUAUUCCAGAAGCCCGGAAGAUCGGUACAAGGAGAAGAGAAGAGUCGAGAAUAGAGAAGAGAGAGGAGAACGGGAUCGCGAUGGAGACAGCUACAGAGAACGAGAGGAUCGUAGACGAGAGCGUAGCGCGGAUAGACACAGGCCUACUAACGACGCUCGUUCGGAUAGAGGCGGGCCUAGGGAGAGAAAGACCAGGUUUGCUGAUGCGGACGAAAAGAAAGACUACAGCUGGGGCAAGACGGAAGUGAAGAAGGAGGGAAGUCAACAAGGGGAGAAGGAAAAACCGAACUUCGGUUUAUCGGGAAAACUGACAGCCGACGCUAACACCGUCAAUGGCGUUGUUAUCAAAUACACUGAGCCAGAUGACGCUAAGCAACCGAAAAGACGCUGGAGGUUCUACCCGUUCAAGGGCGACAAGGCGCUGCCGAUUCUGUACAUCCACCGGCAGUCGGCGUUCCUGAUCGGGCGCGACAAGAAGGUGUGCGACAUCCCGCUGGAGCACCCGUCCAUCAGCAAGCAGCACGCCGCGCUGCAGUACCGCGCCGCGCCCUUCCAGCGCGCCGACGGCAGCGCCGGCCGCCGCGUGCGCCCCUACGUCAUCGACCUGGAUUCAGCAAACGGCACAUUUGUAAAUAACAAGAAGAUCGAGCCGCGCCGCUAUGUGGAGCUGCUGGAGAGGGAUGUCGUGAAAUUUGGUUUCUCUCAACGCGAAUACGUGCUACUGCAUGAAAAUAGUAAGGAUGACGCCCAAGACGAUGACCAAGAUGCUGCAUUACCGGUCACCACUACCGACAAGAUCAAGCAGGAGAAACGUGCCAAGGAAGAAACUGCGGCCGAUGGCUAAACUAAGACUUCUUGUACACGACCAUAUUGACAAAUUGUAAUAGGUUUAUCUCUUUCUGGCGAUCUGUUUUAGAUUGAGAAAGAAAGAUGGAUAGUGUGUUUUUUUCAUUGGCAUUGGUCAUCGGCUAUCAAAAUAGAAAGAGAUAGAACUAUUAUGGAUAUAAAUCUAUGUAACUAACGUUUUUUGUUACUUUAUAAUGUGAAAAGAAAAUUUAGUACAGAUGAUA
Molecule: messenger RNA, 2221 nt
Organism: Zerene cesonia (dogface butterfly)
Lineage: Eukaryota; Metazoa; Arthropoda; Insecta; Lepidoptera; Pieridae
Product: smad nuclear-interacting protein 1
Exons: 14
Coding region: 133-1995 (620 amino acids)
Biological process (GO): miRNA processing
Cellular component (GO): nucleus
Molecular function (GO): protein binding; mRNA binding
Source: RefSeq, a predicted model, not a curated record